Molecule: messenger RNA, 853 nt
Organism: Coregonus clupeaformis (lake whitefish)
Lineage: Eukaryota; Metazoa; Chordata; Actinopteri; Salmoniformes; Salmonidae
Product: nectin-2-like
Exons: 5
Biological process (GO): homophilic cell-cell adhesion; protein localization to cell junction; heterophilic cell-cell adhesion
Cellular component (GO): adherens junction
Source: RefSeq, a predicted model, not a curated record
AUGAACCAGAGGUGUCAGUGGAGGGGUUCGAUGGGAACUGGUACCUGGACCGUCAGAACGUUGAGCUCACAUGUCUGGCCGACGCCAACCCACCUGUCUCUCUGUUCCAGUGGAGAAUGUUGAAUGGUUCCAUACCGAACAGCGUAGAGAUCCGUGACAAUGUCCUGUUAUUUAAAGGACCAAUCAGAUACGAGGUGGGAGGGACUUAUGUCUGCGACGCGACCAAUAGCAUUGGGACAAGCUCCGCCUUCGUGGAGGUCAGCAUCACAGAUGAGCCACUGCCCCAGGUGGGAACGGGUGAUGUCAUCAGUGUUCUGGGCGUACUAUUUGCUGUGGGGCUGAUUCUGGGCGUAGCGAUCACUGUGCUGCUUCUUAACAGGAGAAAACAGAGGAGAGAGAUGGAUGCUGACUCGACAGACUCUGCUCCUUCCCUUAAACUGGCUUCUCCUCCUGCCAGAAAAAAACCUGGUGAUGAGAUCCAGCGGUCAGGGAGGGUGUAUGAGGACCUCCCCAACACAGCGGACUACGUCAGCUACCGCCUGGCCUGCAACAAGGACGACUACCCGGAACCCUACUCUCCACCUAUCAACCCUCCCCUCUCCUUCCUCCCCGACUCUCCACCUAUCAACUCUCCCCUCUCCUUCCUCUCCCAGCACCCCUACACCCACUCCAACAAUAUCUUCUCCCCCGCCUCCCAUCCCUCCCCUGUCUUCAGAUAUCCUUCCCUCCCCUCCCUAUCCCCCCCUCCCGGCCUCGCACCCUACACCUUCCCUAAAGAACAGUAUGUGUGACCUCAAACUCCUGACCUGUAACCCCUGACCUGUAACCCCUGACAUGUAACCCCUGACCUAUA